CCAAGGGGUGGCCCAGCCGCGAGUGUGUGCCGCGCGUGUGAUGCGCGUCGCGGGCGUGCGCUACGACAGGGCCCCGAGGGCUGCUUGCGACAACGACGAGCAGAAGAAUCAGCGCUAUCUGCCAGCGCGCGAGGACUCGACGAUCGGAUCGAGGCGGCGAAGAAGAGCCAAGACGACGACUCGACGGCGCGAGCUGCGGCGAUAGCCCCCCUGGCGCCGCAUCGUCGUCGUCGUUGUCGAGGAGUCGUCUCCGGCAAGCGGCAGCCGCAGCAGCAGCCGGCAGGGGCCCGCGGGCGAUGUGCCCGGCCCGAGGAAGCUCUACGGGUGGACAAGGCGUACGAUGCCCAAGGAUGCUAGUACGUCGCUCGGACGCUGCAGCGCAGGAGAGGAAGAAGUGGGAGGAGGAGGCGAAGGAGGAACAGGAGGAGACGGGAACGAUAAUAGCGGCAGCCGUUUUGGCUGCGCCUGCCGUUCUCGAUCAGCAUCGUCAUCAUCGUCAUCGUCAUCGUCAUCGUCAUCUUUGUCAUCGACAUCGUCAUCGACAUCGUCGUCGUCCUUAUCGGCAGCAGCAGCAGCAACACCUCAUCUCGAACAAACAAAAUCAGCAUCAACGACACACAGAAGAAGAAGAAGAAGAGCGAGGAGUCGUUGGCGGCGGACUACUACUGGCGUGCCGCUACUCCUCGAUAACGGUGGUGCACCGGCGACAAACUGGCUGUUCCUGGCCCUGCUACUGCUGCUGAUGCUGGCUGCGCGCGAGUCCGCGGCCAAUCCGGACGCCAAGCGGCUCUACGACGACCUGCUGUCCAACUACAACAGGCUCAUCAGGCCGGUGGGCAACAACAGCGACCGGCUCACCGUCAAGAUGGGACUCAGACUGUCGCAGCUCAUCGAUAUCAACCUGAAGAAUCAGAUUAUGACGACGAACGUUUGGGUCGAGCAGGAGUGGAACGAUUACAAGCUCAAAUGGAAUCCCGACGACUACGGCGGCGUCGACACGCUCCACGUGCCCUCGGAGCACAUAUGGCUGCCAGACAUCGUACUUUACAACAACGCCGACGGUAAUUACGAGGUGACGAUCAUGACCAAGGCCAUACUGCAUCACACGGGCAAGGUCGUGUGGAAGCCGCCGGCCAUCUACAAGUCGUUCUGCGAGAUCGACGUCGAGUACUUUCCCUUCGAUCAGCAGACCUGCUUCAUGAAGUUCGGCUCGUGGACCUACGACGGAUACACGGUCGAUCUGAGGCACUUGCUCCAGAGCGAGGACUCGAACGAGAUCGACGUCGGCAUCGACUUGACCGACUACUACAUCUCCGUCGAGUGGGACAUACUCAAAGUGCCGGCGGUGCGCAACGAGAAGUUCUACAUCUGCUGCGAGGAGCCCUACCCCGACAUCAUGUUCUACAUCACGCUGCGUCGCAAGACCCUCUUCUACACCGUCAACCUGAUCAUCCCCUGCGUCGGCAUCUCCUUCCUCUCCGUGCUCGUGUUCUAUCUGCCCUCGCACAGCGGCGAGAAGGUCUCCCUCGCCAUCUCGAUCCUCCUCUCGCUCACCGUGUUCUUCCUCCUUCUCGUCGAGAUCAUACCGUCGACCUCGCUCACCGUCCCCCUACUCGGCAAGUAUCUGCUCUUCACCAUGGUCCUGGUCACGCUCUCGGUCGUCGUCACCAUAGCCGUGCUCAACGUCAACUUUCGCUCGCCCGUCACGCACAAGAUGGCGCCCUGGGUCAGGGUCGUGUUCAUCGACGUGCUGCCCAAGUUCCUGCUGCUCGAGCGGCCCAAGAAGGACGACGACGGCGACGAGGCCAACGCCGAGGACGAGGAGGACGACGAGGACGACGACGGCUGCUCGGAGCUCGACGACGACGAGGACGAGGACGACGGCGGCGGCCUGGACGCCGACGAGCGCGACAUGAUAGUGCGCGAGGCCAACGAGCUCGCCGCCGUGAAGCAGCAGCCGCCGCUUGGCUCGGAUCACGCCAACGGCGGGGCGAUACUCACCGACGUCUUCCACAUGAGCCCGGCCCCGCCGACGAUCGAGGUCGGCACCUAUCCGGACGUGUACGUCGGCUCGAAGGGCCGCUACGCGGCCGAGUACGAGCUGCCACCGGGGCUGCCCAUCGUCAAUCUGCCCUCGUCACCGGCCCACCUGAGACUCGGCGACUUCGCCGUGACCGUGGAGCACGACGGGGUGGUGGCGCUGCCCCUGCCCGGGGCCGACGACGAUCUCUUCGGGCCGCCCUCGCCCAACGGCUAUCCGCUGGGCUUUCAUCAUCAUCAUCAUCAUCAUCUGCAUCCGCAUCCGCAGGAUCCGCACGAGCUCCAGCCCAGCCCGACGUUCGAGAGGCUGCGCGACGUCGAGCGCACCAUCGAGGACGCGAGAUUCAUCGCCCAGCACGCCAAGAACAAGGACAAAUUCGAGGCCGUCGAGGAGGACUGGAAGUACGUGGCGAUGGUGAUCGACCGCAUCUUCCUGAUCGCCUUCACGAUCGCCUGUAUCGUCGGCACGGCCAUGAUCAUACUGCAGGCGCCGAGCCUGUACGACACGACCAAGCCGAUCGACAUCGAGUACAGCAAGAUCGCCAAGAAGAAGCUCAUGCUGAUGAAUCUGGCCAAGAUGGCCGCCGAGGAGGAGGAUUAGCAGUGGCUCACGACGCCGCGAACGGCGAUGGUGGACGCUAAUUACGAUUCUGCUACUGUUGCUGCCGAUGCUGCGAUUCAAUUUGCAACGACAACGACGACGACGACGACGAUGACGAUCGUGCAGGCAGCGAGCUGAGGUCGAUAAAAAAGGCUCGUACUCGACACCACCAGGACGGAUACGACGUACAGGUGAAAAAUGAUACACACAGACAUUUUAAGCGUUACGAUUAAUGAAAACAGUGCUUCGCGCGUAUUAUUAAGUACGAGAGAGGUGAAGAUGAAAAAAAAAAUUAUAAAUAACGAAGAAGAAUUAUAUUAAUGAGAAUACUAUGAGAUAAUGAUAAAAUAAAUAAAAUAAAAUAAAAACCGUAGACGAGGGUCUCAAGUGCCAAAUUUUCAAUCGUGUUAACCGUAUUUUUGUACACAUCCGCUUUUCGUAACUAACUCGCUAUACGUUUACGUGUAUGAUUAUCCUUAUUGUCGUUGUCAUUAUCGUUAUUAUUAUCAUUAGUAUUGUUAUUAUUAUUAUUAUUAUUAUUAUU
Messenger RNA from Trichogramma pretiosum, 3185 nucleotides. RefSeq names its product acetylcholine receptor subunit alpha-like 1 (gene nAChRalpha1). Gene Ontology annotation, biological process: monoatomic ion transmembrane transport; signal transduction; chemical synaptic transmission. The record is from RefSeq and is a predicted model, not a curated record. The transcript has 7 exons. NCBI's taxonomy places the organism in Eukaryota, Metazoa, Arthropoda, Insecta, Hymenoptera, Trichogrammatidae. Gene Ontology annotation, cellular component: postsynaptic membrane; neuron projection; synapse. The coding region runs from base 341 to 2641 and encodes 766 amino acids. Gene Ontology annotation, molecular function: transmembrane signaling receptor activity; acetylcholine-gated monoatomic cation-selective channel activity.